AUGCCUCGACUUGUGCGACGACGUCCCCUCUGGGAUCGCAUCACUUCGAUGCUGAACCCGAUGGAUUUUUUACUGUGGCUGUCGGAGGAGAUAGAAACGAGGGACUGGGACUCGGGGCUGGUCGGCACGCAGCUUGGUCUUGGGCUAAACUUUCUGUUCCUCAUUGUGCGUGCGAAUUCGGGAUCGAAGCAGGCAAGUGAUGAUAUUUUCGGCGACGACGGCUCAUCUGGUUGGUUGUCGAUGCUUAUUUAUCCUCUUUCUUGGGGUUUGAUUGCUUUCUCCGUCACCAACGCCGUUUACACCGUUUCGCGAACCAGAAAGUACAGAUUAUUUCAAGCGAAUGUCGAAGUGAAACCGCCUACAGCCUCCGUCCGACGUGUCAAGGUCCAAUCUUCUCCGGUUGCUUCAUCGCCGCUGCGCUUCGUUGCCAAUUUGGUUUCUUCAGAUUCGGCUGAGUCCAGAGCCCAUCCUGACAAGAGUCGUGAUGUAUGGGAACUUUCUAUCUGGGAUCCCCUCCCUGUUUGCAUUAGGCUUGCUUGCUUGUUUAGUCCCGGGCAUGUGCUUGUUUAUUUGAUCUUCUUGCCUCUGGCACCGUUAGAUCCUCGGCCCAGCGUCACGGUGUUCAACACCUUGAUUAUGCAAAUUGUCUUGUCUCUGCAGAUGAUUUUACUAUCGUCGAGAUAUUCACAGCAAGCCAAGGAUAGCGCCAUUGUCCAGAAAGAGGUUUUCAACGAAUAUGACACUAAAUUUGUUCAGCCGCGCAUCCAUCCUUUGGUCAGAGACGUGGGAACGCAAAUGUCUGAGGACCAGCCUGCGAUUUCGAGGGAGUUUGUUCAAGUUGGCACGCCGACUACACUCAUCAGACGAUCGUUCAUUUCGCACGGCAAUCCACACGUUGAUUCUGAGGAACCUACACCCUCCGUAUAUAGGUCUAACAGUCCCAGUGUGAGCACUGGCAACGUCAUGAAGCCGCAAAUGUUCACCCCUGCCACUGCCAGCCGACGAUCAGAAAUGUUCACCCCUGCAGUAAGCAGUCACCGGUCAUCAGGUCUCCGACAUAGCUUGCCGGCGGGCUAUACGCCAGUGAACAAUACUCCUGCAGCUUAUACGCCUGCUCCGCCUUCGACCGCUACCGUGGGCACAUCCACAGGCGUGAACCCGAAUUUUGGGGGUAAUUUCGGCGUUUACUCACACCAAAAGUCGCCGUUAAAAAAGACUAUCAGUAUGGGUGACAUGAAUAGCGACAACUUCUCGCCGAGGAAUUCAAGAGAGAUGGCCGCGUACGAGCAGCGUGGCCAGGAACCCCCUAGCAGUCCGACGAAAUAUUCGGAGCAUAGACGACUCACGGGUACGAAUAUCAAUAGCUCACCCCAUCCGUUUGCUAACAUGGGUAAACACUCUGCAGCAGAAAGGUUUCCCAAGAGGUGGCGAGGCUAG
Molecule: messenger RNA, 1437 nt
Organism: Pochonia chlamydosporia 170
Lineage: Eukaryota; Fungi; Ascomycota; Sordariomycetes; Hypocreales; Clavicipitaceae
Exons: 2
Coding region: 1-1437 (478 amino acids)
Biological process (GO): regulation of exit from mitosis; maintenance of rDNA
Source: RefSeq, a predicted model, not a curated record